AUGUCUCAGGAUAUUAUUUUCAGACCAGCUUUAUAUCUCGGUUCUAUUCCGUUCGAAGCUGAUAGCCUUUCCCGUGCAGCCUUCGCACGUAACAAAUUAGAGGUUCUUCAGCCGGUGACACUCUGUAUCUCCAUCGCUGGGGUAAAAGUAUGCGACCCCGAUUGCAAGACUGUAUUCAUGGCCCAUGCUCUUCGGCGAAUCUCUUAUGCGACUUGUGAUCCAUUCACCUCGAAAUUUGCUUUUUUGGCCCGAGAAGCAAAUAGUGAAACGCCUUGUCAGUAUUUCCAUAUCUUCUCUACUGAUACACAAUUUCAGGCAGAAGAGCUGAAUGCAAUCAUUGGUGACGCCUUUAAACUAGCGUUUGCCAAACAGCGUAUGCAACAAAGCAACAACAAGAACAUCAACUCAUCAAAUAGGCAUGAACCGCUUCCACCACUGUCAAGCCUUCAUUCUGUUGAACUCCAACUUCCACAAGCCCAGGAGCUUGAUUCAAGCACCUUGGGAGGAAAAGAAGGACCUCCGCUCCAUAUUCCCCCACCCCCUUCUACUAAUCCGCCACCAGAGCCAAAUCAGGAUUUAAUACCACUUCAGAAGAAGGAUGGUGAUACAGGAGGUCAAAACAAAGAGGACAUUUCUUGUAAUGGGUACGCAUAA
Rodentolepis nana is the source of this 654-nucleotide messenger RNA. The record is from the annotation of a GenBank genome assembly. NCBI's taxonomy places the organism in Eukaryota, Metazoa, Platyhelminthes, Cestoda, Cyclophyllidea, Hymenolepididae.